GAACCCCUUUUUAUAAUUUAUGGAAAAACUCUUGGGCCAACCAUCUUUCUCUUAGCCUCUUCAAGGAACCACAGAUAUGAUAAUGCAGAAUGCCUGUCGAGUGUUAAUGCAAAAAUAUGGAAGGGCCUGCAGCUGGAAACGGUCUGGAAACCUGUCGAAUGUCUGACAAACUUGUUGCCGCAUCUCGACUCCAAUUAGGCGAGAGACUGGAGGUCUGAUUACGUUGACCUUGCCACACUGUAGAGAGCACAGAACGGCAACAGGUCCCGGCGGGUCCCCCUGCAGAUGCAGGGCAGUGUGGCAUUGGGUCAAUGAGCAUCCAGUGUGGUAUAUAAGCUGGAGACCGCAGCGAAAUGAAUUUGUGUAAAGUCAGCGACCGACAGGAACAAACCUUAAUCAUCUUCCAUUAAGAUCGUCCAGACAUGUUGAACAGAAUUGCAUUUUUUGUGGCCUUUGUUGCCGUGGUCCAGGCGGGUCUGCUGCCCGUGAAAUCAGUCGGAAGCGAGGACACCUUCGAUGCCCAUCCACAGUACACCUUCAACUAUGAUGUCCAGGAUGGCGAAACCGGUGAUGUCAAGUCCCAAUCGGAGUCCCGAGAUGGCGAUGUGGUCCGCGGACAGUACUCUGUCAACGAUGCCGAUGGCUAUCGUCGAAUUGUGGAGUACAGCGUCGAUGCCGAGAGUGGCUUCAAUGCUGUGGUUCGUCGAGAGCCACUCUCCAGUGCCACUGCAUUUGUGGCAAGGCCUGCGGCUCCCGUAAAGUUGCAGCCUCUGAAAAAGCUGCCUGUCCUGAAGCCGCACUCUCAGGCGUCUGCUGUGGUCCAUCGAUCCUUUGGCCCGGCCUCAACGGUGAUCCACCAUGCUCCCGUCACCCAUCAUGUUGUGCACCAUGCAGCCCCAUCGCAGGCCAUCAUCUCGCAUCAUGUGCCGCAUCCACAGCAUAUUUCUUAUGUGUUCUAGAUAUAAAAUUGGUUUGCUGAAGAUUUUAUUUGAAUUAAACUGUUAAAAGUCAUU
Molecule: messenger RNA, 1013 nt
Organism: Drosophila pseudoobscura
Lineage: Eukaryota; Metazoa; Arthropoda; Insecta; Diptera; Drosophilidae
Gene: Edg84A
Product: Ecdysone-dependent gene 84A
Exons: 2
Coding region: 423-959 (178 amino acids)
Cellular component (GO): extracellular matrix
Source: RefSeq, a predicted model, not a curated record